AACAGUGAACAUUUCAUUAUUAACCAUUGAAUAGAGAAUACGUUCCUGAGCGAACCUAAAUAUUGAAAAUUUGUUUAAAUUCAACUGAUAGUCGUCAACGCAAAAUGCUGCAAGUGCAGGCGGUGCAUCGCGAUGAAAAGCAGGCGGUGAAGCUGAAGAAGACCACGUAUUUGCCCUAUCUGUUCAACCUGGUCUUGCCGAAGAUGUUCUACCCCAAUCGCAUUGUGGUGGCCCGGCUCUAUACCGAUGUCCAUGAGCACGACAAGCAGGCAGCCGAAUACUUCGAGGGCUUCCAGACGCCCUGCUUCGAGGUGCCCGCUUCCCUGUUCCCGGGCGAGGCACCGCUGGACAAGAUCGUCUUCAUGCCCACGGUCAUGUUGCCCAUGGGCUUCGAAGCCGGCGGGGUAUUUGGCCCUGGUGUUCUUCCACGGCGUUCCUAUCCCAUCGACCUGAUGGCCUCGGGUCACAAGGGUCAAACGCCGCCGCUGUUUGUCGGUCUGCGCAGCCUGUAUGUCCAGCUGCCAUCGGGCAUCGAGAGUUUCCUGGACACCGUGGUCGAUAAUGCGGCCGGCCAGGACGCACUGGUCUAUGGGUCUUGCCAACCCGGCAAUCAUCCAUCAAAAGGCGAACAGUCCAAGGAACUGAUGCAUAGCAAUGAUUGCUCCUUGUCGAUAGCAUACAACUUGCCGGCACCACCGACUCCACCGUCGCCCUAUCCAUUUCCUCCUCUCCCGGUGCAGUACAACAUUUACACCCCGGAUCUGUCCAAUGUCCACAUGCUCAUGCUGCAGCAACGCAACCCGACGGUGGCCCUGCUGUCCACCGUCAACCAUCCGCACGUACCCGCCGUGGCAUUCGCCACCAUGGGCGAUGAGGAGUGCCCCAAAUUCGAGCUGCCCAGCGAUAUCUUCCCCAUCUGUGAGGGCGUCAAUCGUCCCAUCUUUCUGCCCAGACGUUUCUUGCCCAAGGGAUUCGAUGCCGGCUGCGUCUUCAAGCCGGCCAGUCUGCCGAAGUUGUGGUUCGUGAAGCACAUUGGUGGUUUCAACCGACCACAGCCGCAGCACAACAAUGCCAUCACACCACCGCUGUUCGUGGGCAAGAUCUCCCUCGUCGUGGGUGCUCAUCAUUUGGCCAAGGAACUUCAACGGCAGGGCGAGCAGAAGGCUCAGUCAGAGGGGGCAGAGGGGGGAUCACUUAAGGUGGUCGAGCCCAAUGGGGGCUUCAUUCCCGUUACCCAGGGCUUCAUGGUAAUGGAAACGGAGCAGCAGACGCCUCCGCGAGGUGCUUACUCCUUGGAGAGCUACCAGGAGGCCAGCGAGAAGGGAUGCGUUGUGAGGGCCAUCAAGGAUGAGGCCAUCGAAGCCACUGACACUCUUCUAUCGAAGCUGGCAUCGAAACCGGAGGACAUGCAAAAGAAGUACCUCUCGUGCUUCAAAGUUGACAGCGACAUUGAUCUGAUGGCCGAGGCCAUGGCCGACAUGGGCACCGCCGAGAUGAGUCUGCUGGCCAAGAGGGAGACACUGCCCGGUGUCGAUGGUCCACGCGCCCUGGAUCAGCUGCGCCAGGUGGUCGAGGAUCGCAGCCAGAUCCGCAGCCACACCGACCAGCUGAUCCAGGAUCACAUCUACAGAAUGGAUCGCAAUCGCAUGCUGGCCCUGCGCCAGCCAUUUGCGCCUUGGUUCGGAUGUGGCACGAUCGAAAGAAAGUAAUGUUCCAAAUAUGUAGUGCUUGAUAAACUUGUAAUAAAUAUUAUCCUUUACUUUGAUUGCA
This is a messenger RNA of Drosophila yakuba, 1770 nucleotides long. RefSeq names its product DM7 family protein GE17491. The transcript has a single exon. Bases 105 to 1709 code for a protein of 534 amino acids. NCBI's taxonomy places the organism in Eukaryota, Metazoa, Arthropoda, Insecta, Diptera, Drosophilidae. The record is from RefSeq and is a predicted model, not a curated record.